GUCAUACUUCGGCUGUUUUCGUUUUACAAAUAGUGCAUUAUAAGCUGUCUGCUCGGAUAUUUUACAGAAAGAGACAUAGUGUUGUUGUACCAGCCCACCCCGCCAUCAGUGAUGAUGAGGACUCAGAGGUGGAAGACGAUGACGUGGCAGACCCCGACUUCAUCCCACUCACCCACAACCUGGACACUCCAGGGCCAAGUGACAUGGGUCUCUCUGCCAAAAGGAAGUGUGCACAGCCUGCAGUGGAGAUGCUUGAGGAUGAGGACGACAAUUCCGACGAGGAUGAGGAUGAAGACGAAGACCAGCUAGACCUGAUUGCCACUCCAUUUACGUAUUUCAGCAGGUACUUCAGCCCUCAAGUUAUCGAGCACAUAACGUACCAGACCAACUUAUAUGCAACCCAGAUGGACGUAAACACAACCUUCACCACCACUGAAGACGAGGUGAUGAAAUUUGUGGCUAUCCUAAUCUACAUGGGGAUUUCUGAGCCCCCCUCCGUUGAUGACUACUGGGCAAUGGACACCAGGAUCCCUCAAGUUGCGAAUGUCAUGUCAUCCAAGAGGUUCAAGCAGAUGAAGAGGUUUGUUCACUUCAAUGACAACACUCAGAUCCCUGGCACCAUCGACCGAUUCUUCAAGAUCCGGCCACUGUUCAACUUCCUGAAUACUGCCUUCAGGAAUGAGCCACAGACGCCCAAGCAGUCAGUGGAUGAAGUCAUGAUUGCUUACAAAGGCAAAACAGCUGGCAACCUGAGGCAGUACAUCAAGAGCAAACCGGACAAAUGGGGAUUCAAGUUGUUUGCUAGGGCUCCUGAGGAUGGCUUCAUUCAUGACAUGGUGCUAUACCAGGGGAAGACGACGCUCGAGGCCCAUGGUGUCCCUCUGACACUUAAACAAAAUGCCAUGGGUGCCAGAUAG
Cololabis saira (Pacific saury) is the source of this 917-nucleotide messenger RNA. RefSeq lists its product as uncharacterized. The transcript has 2 exons. NCBI's taxonomy places the organism in Eukaryota, Metazoa, Chordata, Actinopteri, Beloniformes, Belonidae. The record is from RefSeq and is a predicted model, not a curated record. Bases 204 to 917 code for a protein of 237 amino acids. Gene Ontology annotation, molecular function: sequence-specific DNA binding.